ACUACACAAAAGCUCUUUCCACUUUCAGCACCCCCUUGUUGUUCAUAAAAGUGUAAAAAUCAUAGUCAUAACAAUGAUGAUGAUAAUUGGGUUUUUAAGCCCAGAUCUCUAAAACCACUUCAUUCAAAUCAAAUCUCGUCUUCCCCCUCUUCAACAUUUCCUCAUUUCAAAUCCCCAUUUAUACUUACACAUAUACACACACAUUCUUGCAUAUUUUUAUGCUCUUGUUGGGAGGACUUGAAGUCAUUGUCGAAAGAUCGUAGGAGGGCUUGUGUGUGAAGAUGUUGUGUGCUUGCUCAGGGGAGCAAUUUAAGUUUGAGGAAGCAGUUCCACAGUCGCCCGAGUCGUUAGCAACAAGGGAUUUCUCAGCUAGUGGACUUUCAUCGAGAACUGGGACUGUAGAUUGGGAAUUGUCUAGGUUGGAAGAGGCCCAAGUGGAUGAAGCUGAGUCUACGCUAAAAGAGGCUCUCUCGUUGAAUUAUGAGGAAGCUAGAGCUUUGUUGGGGAGACUUGAAUACCAGAGAGGAAACUUUGAUGCUGCAUUACAGGUGUUCAAUGGAAUUGAUAUCAAGACUUUGUCUCCGAGUAUGACUAAGGCGAUUGCUGAGAGAACGAGGCAACAACCAAGGUCACGGUCUAAAAGUGAUAAUGUACAGCCAAGUGUAAUGUCGCUGCAUUCAGUCAGUUUACUUCUUGAAGCAAUUUUACUCAAGGCAAAAUCACUAAAUGAACUUGGGAAAGUUAAAGAGGCUGCUAGAGAGUGCAAAAUAAUCUUGGACAUAGUUGAUUCCGCCCUUCCCGGUGGAAUGCCUGAAGGCUUCAAUGAAGAUUGCAAGUUGCAGGAAAUGCUUCACAAAGCACUUGAGCUGCUUCCGAAGCUUUGGAUAGAUGCAGGCUUUCUGGAUGAGGCUAUAAUAGCAUACAGACGAACUCUGGUUAAGCCCUGGAACUUGGACCAACAUAAAUUGGCAAAUGUACAGAAGAACUUAGCUGCCAUGCUACUCUAUGGAGGUGUUGAAGCAAGCCUUCCUCCUCAAUUAAAGAUAUGGAAUCCAAGUACCCCUUCAAAUAACACCGAAGAAGCAAUACUUUUGUUGUAUAUACUCAUGAAGAAGUUGAUGUAUUGUGAAAUUAUGUGGGAUCCAGAAAUUAUCGAUCAUCUGAGUUUUGCACUGUCAAUGUGUGGACAGUUCGAAUCUUUGGCAGGGCAUUUUGAACAGGUACUUCCUGGGACCUUCACCCGAGCUGAGAGGUGGUUCUUUCUUGCUCUUUGUUACAGCGCUGCAGGACAGAAUGAAGCUGCUAUAAAUCUUUCGAAGAAGAUUGCAGGUUCUUCGGAGGCGAAACACAAAACUCAUGUUCCUUCACUUCUGUUUGGAGCUAAGUUGUGCUCUCAAAAUCCAGAACAUGCUCUUGAAGGGAUUGAAUUGGUCCGUAAAGUGAUAAAAUUGGCCAAUCAUGAGAACGAACACUUCAAGUAUCUAGCAUAUAGAUUUCUUGGUGUUUGCUAUGGUAAUGCAGCAAGAACUUCAGUUUCAGAUUCUGAGAGAUUUUUUUACCAUGGAGAAGCCAUAAGCUCUCUGAAUCUUGCCGCGGCUUCUCAUAGUGAAGAUCCUGAAGUUAGGUUUACUCUUGGCUUGGAAAAUGCUAUGCAAAGAAACAUUACUGCAGCUUUCGAUAAUGCAAUGAUAUAUUCUGAUAUGGUUGCUGGAAGCUCUGGAAAAGGUUGGAAACUCCUAGCUCUAGUAGUAUCUGCAGAACAAAGAUACAGUGAGGCUGAAACCAUUGCUGACCUUGCUUUCGAUGAGACUGAAAAAAUUGACCAGGUGGAACUUCUUAGAUUGAAAGCAGUACUUCAAAUCGCUCAAGAACAACCCAAGCAAGCAAUUGAAACCUAUAGAAUUUUGCUGUCCCUGAUACGUGCACAAGGAGAGCCUCAACAGAAAGACUUGAAAUCUCAGGUUUCAUCAGAAAGAAAAUUAGAAACUGAAACAUGGCUAGAUCUAGCAAAGAUUUAUGCGGAUCUUGACUCAUGGCGCGAUGCUGAAAUUUGUAUAGGCAAAGCCAAGUCCAUUGAUUUUUACUUCCCAAGGUGUUGGCAUACAACAGGUGCUAUACUCGAAUCUCGAGCACUAUACAAGGAAGCACUUGUUGCCUUUUCCAUUUCACUGUCUAUAGAACCAGACUAUGUCCCGAGUAUUGUUUCAACAGCACAAGUGAUGAUGAGAUUGGGCAGUAAAACACUUCCAAUUGCAAGAAGUCUCCUAAUGAGUGCUUUAAGACUAGAACCUACUAACGACGAGGCAUGGCUUCAGCUGGGGUUGAUUUGUAAGAGAGAAGGCUCACUGCAGCAAGCAGCAGACUGUUUUCAGGCUGCACAUGAGCUGAAGCUCUCAGCGCCUGUUCAAAGCUUCGUGUGACCAGCAAUUUCCACUUAUCUCUACAAUAUAGGCGUUAGUUGAGCUUAGAUCGUGUCUUGUUAUCAUUCUUUUAGCUGCGCUGUAAAUUUUUGUGGAUUACAUAGCACUUGAAGUAUUCAGAGCCUACCGCAUCAUGUUGAUAAUCAUAGAGUUGUAAAUCGUUAUUGAGUUAAUUUAUGAACUACGAUUGUAGUUGCACUCUUGUAGC
This is a messenger RNA of Daucus carota subsp. sativus, 2628 nucleotides long. RefSeq names its product protein NPGR1. Lineage: Eukaryota; Viridiplantae; Streptophyta; Magnoliopsida; Apiales; Apiaceae. The coding region runs from base 282 to 2420 and encodes 712 amino acids. Gene Ontology annotation, molecular function: protein binding. The transcript is spliced from 6 exons. The record is from RefSeq and is a predicted model, not a curated record.